CUGCAGGCAGGGCUGGUGCUGGGACUGCUGUCAUUGGACCGAAUGGACCUGGCUGUCUUGAAGCGCACCGGCAGCGAGCAGCAAAAGUGGCUGGUGGGGCGGGUGGAGCCCCUGACGCGAGAUCCACACUUUACCAUGUGUGCGCUGGUGGUUGUCAACGCCGCCUGCAACACCGCGCUGCCGCUCUUCAUCGAUCGGCUGCUCAAUCCGCUGGCCGCUCUCCUCAUCAGCGUCACCGCCAUCCUCAUCUUUGCCGAGAUUGCACCCCAGGCUGUGUGCAAGCGCUACGGGCUGGAAAUUGGCGCCUACUGCUCCUGGCUGGUGCGCGGCCUGCGCGUGCUCACCGCCCCCGUGGCCUGGCCGCUGGCCAAGCUGCUGGACCUGCUGCUGGGGGAGGAGAGCGUGCUGUUCAGGCGGCAGGAGCUCAACGCGCUCAUCUCGCUGCACGCGGAGCCGCAGCAGGAUGGGUCGGUGGGGGCGCUGACCACAGAUGAGGCGCAGGUGAUCAAGGGCGCUCUGGACAUGGCCAGCAAGACGGCAGAGGCGGUGAUGACCCCGCUGGCAAAGGUGUUCAUGCUUUCCAGCGAGGCGGUCAUCGACUCGCAGCUCCUGGCCACGGUGCUGGCGGCGGGGCACAGCCGCGUGCCGGCCAUCCUGGGCCUCAUCCUGGUCAAGGAGCUCCUGGUGGUGGAUGAGGCGGCGGGGAUGCGGGUGAGGGACCUGCGCCUCCGCGAGAUGCCCUUCCUCUGUGCGGACAUCCCUCUGUAUGACGUCCUGAAGAUCUUCCGCUUUGGGCGCAAGCACAUGGCCUGCCUGACCCGC
Chlorella variabilis is the source of this 822-nucleotide messenger RNA. RefSeq lists its product as hypothetical. Gene Ontology annotation, biological process: magnesium ion homeostasis. Lineage: Eukaryota; Viridiplantae; Chlorophyta; Trebouxiophyceae; Chlorellales; Chlorellaceae. The transcript has 7 exons. The annotation marks the transcript as partial. The record is from RefSeq and is a predicted model, not a curated record. Gene Ontology annotation, cellular component: intracellular membrane-bounded organelle.